AUGCCUCAAUGGAAACUGAAGGACGGCAAUCUCUCCAGCGGCGUCGCUACGUUGUCACCGACCCGCUCGGCGGGACGCAGCGCUGUAGCACGCGUCAGGCCCCAUGAGUACGAGAGCUCUAAGCGCACACCGUAUACAUCAAUGGUUGGUACAACAGAUACUGGCGGCGACCUUGUAAAGCAACGAACGAAUAGUUUCUCCCUAGCUGAGAUUGGGGCGAAAGGUGAAUCAGCGUCGUUCCAAGGUGCCUCGGAAAGGACGCCAACUGGUGCGCAGUUACGCGACGUAGGCAUUCCCUCUCCGUCGUUAGACCCGAAUUCUGAGGGCCAUCGUCAUCCCAGGAGGACCUCAUCGAUACCCGCACCGAGAACCGUUUCGGGUUUACUCGCCCGGAUGCGUAAAAAAUAUCGUGGAUUGUGGAAGGCAAUCGACAACACGUUUCGAAGAUGGGGUAAAAGCACCCGCCACAGGGUUGCAGACUUUGUCCGAAGGCAUGUGAUGCCCCGUGUGAGAAGGAUGGGACUCAGUGGGAAGGGCUUUCCGCCUGAGGUGCCGCCUCUGACGGGUGUGGAACCUGGUCAAGCCGUUGUCGCACAAGUGGCGACUCAGAUGCAGGCUGGCAUCCGCCCAAACUAUUUUAAAUUUGAACAACUUACACUUCGCGAACAACUUGUCGGAAGGUAUCUCAUUAGUGCCAUGCAAAAUACUUGGUUUAUCUCUGUUCCAGAGGGCCGGUCUAUCCUACUGGUCAAAAGAGGAUUGAUCGGCAUGGGCGGUUUCGGUCUCGUCUAUCAUGUCGAGCAUCCUGUGACUAAGCAGGCGUUCGCUCUGAAGGUCUUUGUUCGCGACAAACGCAAGGGGGCAUUGCUGGAGGAUAUGGACUCCGAGAUUGAGGAGGAGUUUGAUAUAGUGAAGCAUAUCGCCCCAACGUGGACACCGUUGCGCAUCUAUACGGAUCUACAUUUCAUGGUACCGCUCCUGAAGCUCAAAGUAGACGGAAAGCCCGAUUUUCAAGAUGUGAGAGAUCAUUUCCGAAUUUCCAACACUUGUCUUCUAUUUCCGAAAGCCCAAGGAGACAUGCUCGAACUGGCAGACCUACUCAGACACAGCGACGAGAAAGUGUCGUUCACGGUGCGCAUGAGCUCUACAAUUCAGAUGGUCAAGCUGCUCGCGAGAUUCCAUAGCAGGGGGCUUGUCCACGGUGACGUGAAGCUCAACAACUUUUUGGUUGAAGCGUCAGGAUUGCUUCUUCUGUCCGACUUCACCACAAUUUUCAAAGGUGGCAACGAAUAUGUACCACCGCUUGCUACGGACUCCUAUAUGCCUCCGGAAAUUGCGCAUAGCUGGGUCACCCGUUUAAAGAGAGUCGUAAAGUAUACCUCACGUACAGACGCUUGGAUGCUGGGAGUAGCAAUAUAUUACCUGUGGUGCGGUACGCACCCCUUCGGGAUCAUGCCACAAUCCAAGUUAAUACAGGUUGUUGGGCUGCUGCUCCGGGUCCCUGCAUCCGCUCUGGAUUUCAGCAACUGCCAUGGAAUACCGAGACAGUUCCGCAGUAUGGUAAGGCGCUUCCUAGACAAAUCACCGGUCUUGCGCUUAGAUCCUCAGGGCGCUUUGCAAAAAUACUCGCUGCUUCACUGGACGGGGCAAGACACCCCCGAACGCGAUACGAUGGCAGGGCCGAAUUCACUGGAAGAAGAGAUGGGAAGGGCGAGAAGCUCUGACGUCCCUGAGACGAGUGAGGAAGCCCAUGGUGAUGAAGUGAAUGCCUGA
Besnoitia besnoiti is the source of this 1773-nucleotide messenger RNA. Its product is annotated as rhoptry protein ROP17. The record is from RefSeq and is a predicted model, not a curated record. Bases 1 to 1773 code for a protein of 590 amino acids. Gene Ontology annotation, cellular component: cytoplasm; nucleus. Gene Ontology annotation, molecular function: ATP binding; calcium/calmodulin-dependent protein kinase activity; calcium-dependent protein serine/threonine kinase activity. Gene Ontology annotation, biological process: intracellular signal transduction; protein autophosphorylation; peptidyl-serine phosphorylation. Lineage: Eukaryota; Apicomplexa; Conoidasida; Eucoccidiorida; Sarcocystidae. The transcript has a single exon.